AUGACCCGACUUACGCCCGCACUACGGGAAAGUGCAAUUGGCAUGAUUCAAGCAGGCAUGGGUAUGACUGCUGUGUCAAUAGCAAUUGGCUGUAAACGUUUGACAUUAUAUCGGCUACAUCAGAGAUUCCAAGUAACUGGAUCUACGGCGGAUCGACCUCGGUCUGGGCGGCCACGAGUAACAACAAUUGCUGACGAUAGAUUCAUCCGUAUACGACAUUUGAGGGAUAGGUUUAUGCCUCCUAGGGCAUCAACUGGUGUUGUUCAGGGCAGACGUAUCAGUGCACAAACAGUCCGUAGAAGACUUCGUUCUUUUAAUAUUCUUCCUAGACGUGCUUAUAGAGGACCGACACUGACACAACGACACAGACAAGAGCGGUUAAGAUGA
Messenger RNA from Mytilus trossulus (common blue mussel), 387 nucleotides. RefSeq lists its product as uncharacterized. Bases 1 to 387 code for a protein of 128 amino acids. The transcript has a single exon. Gene Ontology annotation, molecular function: DNA binding. The record is from RefSeq and is a predicted model, not a curated record. Gene Ontology annotation, biological process: DNA integration; DNA transposition. NCBI's taxonomy places the organism in Eukaryota, Metazoa, Mollusca, Bivalvia, Mytilida, Mytilidae.